AUGUCUUCCGGGAUCUGGCUCGCUGGCACUGUUCUCAACCUUGGGCUCGCCCUAGCCUCUACUCCUCAAGUCACACUUGAAGCUGGCAUCGUCCAUGGAGCCGUCUGCAAUGGCGUCAACACUUCCGUGUAUCGAGGCAUACCAUAUGCCCAACCGCCCGUCGGCAAUCUACGAUUCAUGCCACCGCAACCUCUGAACACUUCAUUCCCGAACGAUACCUUGAAUGCGACGCAAUUCUCGGCCGGCUGCAUCCAAGCGUCGGAUCAGUUUGCAUGGACGGAGCCAUCGACUUCUGAGGAUUGCCUCACCCUAACCGUCUACACCCCCCCUAACAACCCCUCCUCCCUCCCCGUCAAAGUCUGGCUCCACGGCGGCGGCAACACAGGCGGCUCCGCGUCCUACCCCCUCUACGACCUCUGCCACCUAGCGACCGACUCCAUCGCCGUCGCAGUACAAUACCGUCUCGGGCCCCUAGGCUUCCUGGCUUUGGACUCCGCAGGCAUCGAUGGAAAUAUGGGUGUCAAAGACCAGAUCGCCGCGUUGGAGUGGGUGCAAGCGAAUAUCGGGGCUUUUGGAGGGGAUCCGCGGAAGGUGCUGCUUUUUGGGCAGAGUUCGGGGGCGGAUGAUGCGUUUGCUAUCGCGAGUCUGCCACAGACGAAGGAGUUGGUUAGGGGCGUGGUUUGUGAGAGUGGUGGAGGGUUGGAUUUGGCUCCGUUUGAGACGAUGCAGAGCGUUGGGGCGGAUUAUGCGGUGGGGUUGGGGUGUGCGAGGGAUGAUCUGCCUUGUCUCCAGUCGAAAUCCGUGGAAGAGCUCAUAUCGACAUACAGCACGCUUCCAGUCUUCAGCCAGGGAGAAGGAACAUUCACAAACCCCAUGCUCGCCGGAUGGGCUGCCGGUAACUUCCCCAACAGCACCAAUAUGGCGAACCCAUACCUUGACGGAAAGCUCUUCGUUCAGCAACCCCUCGCCGUCGGUCCCCAAGUCCCCAUCAUCCUAGGCUCAAACACAAACGACGGCUCCCUCUUCGCCGUCCCACCCCUCCUAGGCGACUCCAUAACCCCCCAAAACUACACCACCUUCCUAAGCCAAUUCGGACCCCUCGCCCCAGCCAUCCAACGCAAAUACCCCCUCCCCCCCAACGCCACCCAAACCGCCAUAAUCGCCGCCCUCACAAACAUCGAAACCCUCUUCGCCUUCAAAUGCUUCGCCUACCGCGGUCUGCGCUCCGCCAAGAACUCCGGCGUCCAAGCAUAUGCGUAUUCUUUCGACCAUAAACUCUCGUGCCCGUGGUUGUGGGAGGAUGGGACGCCGUUCCCGACGGGUGCGGAGACGGAGUUGUUUUCGCAGCCGAUGCAUACGGCGGAACUGACGCUUGUGUUGGGGGGUUUGGAGAACUUACCUUGGGGGAAUGGGAGCUGUGAUUUGAGUGCGAGGGAGGCUGGGUUGAGUGAGGUUUUGAGGAAGAGUUGGACGGCGAUGGCUGUUAGCGGCGAUCCUAGUCUGGUGAACUUGUCUUGGACGCCGUUCGAUAAGUGUGACACCCAGGGACUCUAUAUCGGCAACAGCACGGUGGUGCGGAAGCUAGAUUUCUCAGAGUGUGAGUUUUGGGAUGAGGUGCAGCAUGAGUUGGGGGGAUUGGAGACUUCUUGGCCUAGUUGCGAGGGGAACGCCACGAAUGUGUCGAAUGCUAGUGUGCCGGCUCCGUAUACUUCGGGACAGGGAAGUUCGAGGAGUGUGGCGAUUGGAGGGUUGGUCGUUGGAGGCCUGAUCGCUUCGUUCCUUCAAGUGAGUGUUUGA
This is a messenger RNA of Zasmidium cellare ATCC 36951, 1797 nucleotides long. RefSeq lists its product as uncharacterized. The transcript has 4 exons. The coding region runs from base 1 to 1797 and encodes 598 amino acids. Lineage: Eukaryota; Fungi; Ascomycota; Dothideomycetes; Mycosphaerellales; Mycosphaerellaceae. The record is from RefSeq and is a predicted model, not a curated record.